Messenger RNA from Procambarus clarkii (red swamp crayfish), 666 nucleotides. Lineage: Eukaryota; Metazoa; Arthropoda; Malacostraca; Decapoda; Cambaridae. The record is from RefSeq and is a predicted model, not a curated record.
AUGCUGGCAGGCCGUGGCGGACGCUGGCAGGCUGGGGCGGACGCUGGCAGGCCGGGGCGGACGCUAGCAGGCCGGGGCGGGGGCUGGCAGGCCGGGGCGGACGCUAGCAGGCCGUGGCGGACGCUGGCAGGCCGGGGUGGAUGCUGGCAGGCCGUGGCGGACGCUGGCAGGCCGGGGUGGACGCUGGCAGGCCGGGGCGGACGCUGGCAGGCUGGGGCGGACGCUGGCAGGCCGGGGCGGACGCUAGCAGGCCGGGGCGGGGGCUGGCAGGCCGGGGCGGACGCUAGCAGGCCGUGGCGGACGCUGGCAGGCCGGGGUGGAUGCUGGCAGGCCGUGGCGGACGCUGGCAGGCUGGGGCGGGGGCUGGCAGGCCGGGGCGGACGCUGGCAGGCCGGGGUGGACGCUGGCAGGCCGGGGCGGACGCUGGCAGGCCGGGGCGGACGCUGGCAGGCCGGGGCGGACGCUGGCAGGCCGGGGCGGACGCUGGCAGGCCGGGGCGGACGCUGGCAGGCUGGGGCGGGGGCUGGCAGGCCGGGGCGGACGCUGGCAGGCCGGGGUGGACGCUGGCAGGCCGGGGCGGACGCUGGCAGGCCUGUUCUAUCUGGUGUCAAUCCCUUGAGCACACCCAUAAACCAGGGGUUUCAAUUUUCAAUUUUAAAUGAAUAA